Messenger RNA from Aplysia californica (California sea hare), 2090 nucleotides. Its product is annotated as protein HtrL. Bases 219 to 1217 code for a protein of 332 amino acids. The record is from RefSeq and is a predicted model, not a curated record. NCBI's taxonomy places the organism in Eukaryota, Metazoa, Mollusca, Gastropoda, Aplysiida, Aplysiidae. The transcript has 5 exons.
ACACAUGGAAUCAUACGGUAUAAAACAUGCCCUCACAAAGCUCUGUGUGAUUUGUCGAACCAGUGCCGCCGACAAUCCCCACUCCCCACAACCACAUUCAACAGAUGACAGAUCAGUUACCAAGAGCACUUGAAUGUGAAUGACCUUGUUGUUCCAAACCAUCGGACAUUCGUUGUGUAAAAUUGUUCGUUGGAAAAAGGAGUGGUUUAAUUAGCAGUAUGCACAGAGUCUUUAGAUGGAAGUCCGUGGCAAAGCUGGGAGUCCGAACUCCGAGAUGGCUGAUGAGAAUCGUGUUGCUUCUCACUUCGUUCGUGGUGGUCAGUGCAGUGUAUGUGAUGUACAGCGACGAGGUUCUGUCUGUCAGAGACAGCGUCAUGGCCAUGUCGUGGCAAGGCUUUGGGCCCGAGAGAGGCGAGUACAACUUCACUGUGGUGACCGCUAUGCUGGACAUCGGAAGAGGAUCGUGGUCUAACCAGAGACGGUCUUACAACGAGUACCUGCUGUUUAUGCAGAGGGUUCUGAGGCUAGACGUGAGCAUGGUGGUGUUCGUCGACCCUCCGGGGAAGCCGUUCAUUGACUGGAUGAGGAGAGGGCGGGAGAACAGGACAAAGAUCAUAAUCACUCAUAUAAAAGAGUUACCUUAUUACAAGUACAGAGAUCGCAUCGCUGAAAUCAUGGACAGUGAGGAAUACAAGAGAGACAAUGAGUUGCUGGAGAGAAGACUGUGCGAGUCCUACAUUCCGGACUACGAUAUUCUCCAGCUGUCUAAACUCCACUUUGUCGACAGGUCAAUCCAAGAAAACCCGUUCAACACGACGUACUUCAUGUGGAUGGACGGGGGUUACGGCCAUGGGCACGAUAUUCACCCUCCAGAUGGCGUCUGGACUCCGAAAGGAUUGUUCGAACAUUCAGAUCGAAUUACUUUAAUCGAGAGGGAGCCCGGAGUGAUGCAGUAUUAUUCUGUCAAAGAUCGAAUCCACAAGAUGAGCGUGAAUGCUUUAGUCGGUGGUUUCCACGCCGGGGGUAGUAAAGCUUUUCAAGAAUGGCAUCGUUUGCAACAACAGCAGUUGGUAGAAUGGAUGGCGAACGGUGUUAUUGAUGAUGACCAGACGAUGAAUAUGAUGACCUACUAUAGAAAGCCAGAGCUGUUCCGAUUAGUCAAAGGAGACUGGUUUGACGCGUUCAAACUGUUUAACGGGCAUGGAUCAAACAGAUAACGAAUACAAUAGUUAUAUUUACAGUUAUUAAUAUUCAUAUCAUGUGGUCCUAGAAUUUUUCCCUGAGUGCCAACAGACUAUUAUCAGUUUGUACGGUAAAAGCAUGUGGAUGUACAACUUUGUUCACCUGGAACUUAUUAAUCCAUUUUUCGUUUAUAUUUUUUGCGUUUGAAUGUGAGAAACUGUUUUACAACAUUGUCAAUCCACCCCCACCCCCCACACCCAUGACAUCACACAUCAUCAAUAUCGCAAACAAUAAGAUAAUAGUAUGUGGCACGACGCGGUUGAAUCAGGCUCUCGUCAGUUUUAGGCAUACAGAGUUGGUGGUAUCAUCUUCUAAAUUUAAUUUCAUCUCUGAAGAUGAAAAAUACACCAUUCAUUAUAACUGGCAAUUUUAAUUUUCACUUUGGCUCUGAAAACCCUGUCACUAAAAAUAUAAGCAACCUGCUGACAGAAAAUGAUUUAAAACAACUCGUACAAGUACCAACACAUAAAAGUCAGCACAUCCUAGACUGGGUUAUCUCUCCUAUUGAAAAGAACUGUGUGAAAGGCAUAAACGUUCUGGACAAAGACAUUUCGGAUCAUUAUCUUCUUAUUGUUGACUUGAACAUCAAAAGACCAAGGAAAGAAAUAAAAACAGUUCAUUCCCGGAAUCUGAACGAUAUAAAUUUACACCAGUUUCAAUGUGACAUUCGUGAUGCUCUUGCUAUUAGUUCCCCUUUGAACAUAGAAACCCUCAAUACCAUCAUGAGGAAUAUUUUAGAUGAUCAUGCUCCAGUUAAAAAACGAAAAUUAUCUCAUCGACCUGUUGGUAGGUGGUUUAAUUUAGAAAUAAAGGCUGCAAAAAAAGAAAAAAGACAAGCGGAAAGAAAA